AAGCUUCGCGCGAGGAGACGGGCGGCGCGUCCGGAAAGCGCGCUUCCGGCUUCCAGCUUCCUGCUUCCGGCGUCGUGUGCCGGCGUGCGGAGGGCGGCCCUGAGGCGCGGCUGGCGCCAUGUUUCUGACCGCGCUCCUGCGCCGCGGCCGCAUCCCCGGCCGGCAGUGGAUCGGGAAGCACCGGCGGCCGCGGCCCGUGUCGGCGCAGGCGAAGCAGAACAUGGUCCGCCGCCUGGAGGUCGAGGCGGAGAACCACUACUGGCUGAGCCGGCCCUUCCUCACGGUCGAGCAGGAGCGCGGCCACGCGGCGGCCCGCCGGGCGGCCGCCUUCCAGGCGCUCAAGGCGGCGCAGGUGGCCAGGUUCCCCGCGCACCGACGGCUGGAGGACCAGCUCGGCCACCUCAAGGUCACCGGGAAGUGGUCCUGACCCGCGCCACGCCGCCUGCGUCCUGCGGCGACGAGCGGGAGCCCCGGCCAAGCCGAGCGAGUGUCUGCGACGGAGGCCCCGGGCCCGCGCUCCCCACCGCCCGCAGUGUGUCUCGGUCGGAUCGCGUCUCGCCUCUCUGCCCUGAGGACGGAACCGGGCGCCGUCCGCGUCACACGGCAUGCGGAACGCAACCUGCGCGCAGCUGCAAUGAAGCUGCCGACCGCGCUCUGGCAUCUGGGCCUCGGUGCGAGAUUCCGCCGGGGGCUUUGCCGUGCAUGCUCGCUUACCUUCUGUCGACAGGUCUUGCUUAAGCGGACAUGAAAAAAUCUACUUUUCCAGUUAAACGCGCUCCUAAAAAUAGCGGUUUCUGGUGAGAUUUGCUCCUAAAGGUAGACAAUUGGACAUCGUCUAUUUUGGGGGACUUCCCCCGGAACUAAGACCCUUUAAGCCAGCCGGCGCAGCCAAAAAACAAACCAAACAGAAUAGUCUAUUUAAAAAAAAUCAGGUUGUCACCUCAGUAUUGAAAUUUAAGGAUGAUUUAUGUAUUUUGGAUAUGAGUCCUUUUUCAGGUAUUCUUUUUCCAGUCUUCGACUUUUCAUUGUUUUAACAGAAUGUCUUUCAAAGAACGGAAGUUCUUAGGUUUGAUGAAGGGGACAAUUGAAAAUUGUUUAAUAAAAACUAAAUUAAAACCUGUUUGAUAAAGCCGCGUGUGCUCUGGCGUAGGUAGACCACAGUGUCGUCGCACUCGGGUCGUCCCCGUGGUUGCCCGAAGGAUCAGCCCCAUCGCCUUCCCAAGGCAGCACUGUACCUUGCCACACUUGCUAGGUGACUAAAGCAACAGUCAUCCCCUAACAACAACAACAGCAGCUGUUCAAAUACAGGACUUUAUUUAUUAAUAAAGUAAUCAUUAUUAUGAUUUUUGGAAAAACAAGUUUUAAAAUGUUCAGCCUUCGUGUUAAUGUAGGUUAGGCCACCCAAAAGACAAAGCAAAGAUAACAUUAAGUCAUGGUCCAGCGUUACACUUAUGAGAAACAAAUACAAGAUUUACGGGACAUGAUAUGUAAAAACAACCAAAGUAAACUGUAUUUCAAAUUUGUUUAUAUAAAAACAUAUUAAAGAUCACUUUAAAAUA
This is a messenger RNA of Eubalaena glacialis (North Atlantic right whale), 1559 nucleotides long. It is a transcript of the gene MRPL57, whose product is annotated as mitochondrial ribosomal protein L57. Gene Ontology annotation, biological process: mitochondrial translation. The transcript has 2 exons. Lineage: Eukaryota; Metazoa; Chordata; Mammalia; Artiodactyla; Balaenidae. Gene Ontology annotation, cellular component: mitochondrial ribosome. The record is from RefSeq and is a predicted model, not a curated record. Bases 119 to 427 code for a protein of 102 amino acids. Gene Ontology annotation, molecular function: structural constituent of ribosome.